GUCAACAAAAGCUGAUCGUGGACUUCAGGAGACAGAAGAGGGAGUACGUCCCUAUCCACAUCAACAGGACCGCAAUGGAGAAGUUGAAAAGCUUCAAGUUCCUCAGCCUCCACGUCACUGGCAAUCUGAAAUGCACCCACACAGACAGUGUGGUGAAGAAGGCACAACAGCGCCUCUUCAACCUCAGGAGGCUGAAGACAUUCAGAAGAAAUACUACUGCACUGUUGGAGCUAGGGACACAAGCAUUUUACAGAUGCACAAUUGAUAGCAUCCUAUCAGGCUGUAUCACUGCCUGCUACAGCAACUGAAAUGCCUUCAACCACAGGGCUCGGAAGAGGGUGGUGCGGUCUGCUCAACGCUUCACUGGGGGCACACUGCCUGUCCUCCAGGACACCUACAGCACCCGAUGUCACAGGAAGGCCAAAAAGAUCAAGGUCAUCAACCACCCAGCCACGACCUGUUCACCCCUCUAUCAUCCACAAGAUGCCACACUCGAGGCGGUACCCGUCCUCAGAAAGGGCCAGCCGGAGCAGCUAUCAAGACCGGGACAGAGACCGAGGACGCAAGCAGAGGCACCGCAGAUCGCCCUCUUUUUCCUCUAGCAGUGACCGGGAGAGGGAUCGGGACAGAGACCGAAGGGGACGGGGAAACCGACAGGAGGGAAGCUACGCUCGCUCCAGGAGCUACGAUAAUCGCUCGGCAGACCGCAGGCCAUACGACCGGCGCUACUGUGAGGGCUACCGCCGCCUGGACCAGAGCCACGAACGAGACCGCGGAAACAGGGAAAGGGAACAUGGAGGUGCACCAGCAGCAGCCGACGGCGGUUACUACGCACGUGACUUCUCACCGAGCAUGUGCGACUACCGGAGGGGGCGCGAGAGGGAACGGGAGGAGUCGUACCGAAGGAAGGGCAGCAGGCGUAAGCACAAACGAAGGCGGCGUAGAACCAGGUCCUAUAGCCCAUCCUCCUCGCGGAGUGACAGCCGGACGCGGGCACUGAGUGUGAGGGACGACGAGGAAGGGCACCUGAUCUGUCGGAGUGGGGACGUCCUGCAAGAGAGAUAUGAGAUUGUCAGCACUCUGGGGGAAGGCACCUUUGGGAGGGUGAUGCAAUGUAUUGACCAUCGUCGGGGAGGGGCCGCUGUUGCUCUGAAGAUCAUAAAAAAUGUGGAGAAAUACAAGGAAGCAGCUCGUCUGGAGAUCAAUGUGCUGGAGAGAAUCAAUGAGAAAGAUCCGGAAAACAAACACCUGUGUGUGCAGAUGUAUGACUGGUUCGACUACCACGGCCACAUGUGUAUCUCCUUCGAGCUGCUGGCCCUCAGCACCUUCGACUUCCUCAAGGAGAACAACUACCUGCCCUAUUCCAUCGCCCAGGUCCGACACAUGGCCUACCAGCUCUGCCUGUCCGUCAAGUUUCUUCAUGAUACCAAGUUGACGCACACAGACCUGAAGCCAGAAAACAUCCUGUUUGUCAAUUCCGACUUCACUAUGACCUAUAAUGUAGAGAAGAAGCGCGACGAGCGGACAGUGAAGAGCACGGACGUACGGGUGGUGGACUUUGGUAGCGCCACAUUUGACCAUGAGCACCACAGCACCAUCGUCUCCACACGGCACUACCGCGCCCCGGAAGUCAUACUAGAGCUGGGCUGGAGCCAGCCGUGUGAUGUGUGGAGCAUCGGUUGCAUCCUGUUCGAGUACUACCUGGGCUUCACCUUGUUCCAGACUCAUGAUAACAGGGAGCAUCUGGCCAUGAUGGAGAGAAUACUGGGGCCGGUGCCCUCCAGAAUGAUACGCAAGACAAGGAAGCAGAAAUAUUUUUACCGUGGCCGUCUGGACUGGGACGAGAGCUCGUCAGCUGGGAGAUACGUGAGGGAGAACUGCAAACCCUUACGGAGGUACCUGUUGUCGGAAGCCGAGGAGCACCAUCGGUUGUUUGACCUGAUUGAGAGCAUGCUGGAAUACGAGCCCGCUAAGCGCCUGGCCCUGGCAGACUCCCUCAGACACCCUUUCUUCGAAUCGGGGACAGCAGGCGAUGCAGUGGGGGGGAAGAGCUGGGAGGGCAACCGCGACAUCAGCCGGUGACCCGGGACCUCCACAGACUCUUAACGAUAGAGCGAUUUUUCAGGUGGAGCAGACCGAUACGACCACUUCAGGCGGUACGGCCAAAUUUGAUGGACCUUAUCAGUCUGUCUGAAAUCCCUUGGCCAUUCAUCACAGCAUGGACCCAUUUCCUCCUGCUUACUGUACUGCCCCCACCCAUCUCCACAGUUAGGAGAGAGGCUCAUGCUGGCAGCUAGAAAACCAGAAGGACUUCAGAAAAAGACAGCCCUCCUUUUAGUCCUCUCGGCUUCUGCUCCAACAGAAGGCAUAUGACCAAGAGGGGAGUUUUUAGCCCAACCUUAGAUUACCCAGCUCCAGUCUUCCGCAUGUAAAGGAAAGGACCGGCCUCGUGUAGUGGAACACUAGUGAGAGCAAGAGAAGCCUUGCUCUGAAAGCCAAUAUCGUGACCUCUUCAUUUGAGGUGAAACGCUUGGAGAAGAGGGGCACUGUCUUGUAUUUAUUUGGAAACUCUUGCCACAGCUAUCAAUCUUGGCUAAUGUUAGCCAAUCGACUGGCACGUUUCGUCAAUGAGUGAUUGCCACUCCACAUUUAUUGCUUAUAUAGGCCUCUCCUAUUGAUAUAAUAUAUCUACUGUAUCUCUGUUACGUUAUGCAAUGCUUCUGAGGAGAGGGAUUGAUGCCAUAUUAAUGUAAUAAUAGUAUUCACAACUGGACAUGUUUUCUCAGCUGGUCUUCGUCUAGUCUGGGGAAAUGACAGACACUCACAAAUCAGACCCCAUACAACAAACUGCAAACUGCCUUUUACAUGUGUGAUAGUAUCAGGCCUGUGGUCUGAGAUGAAGCACACACAGGGUCAUAAUAGUAACGUAUGGAAUCCCAAUGCCACAGGCACACAGCAGCACACAGUUUACAGUAUUUAUUAUGAGACGCUACCGCUGUUCAUCUCCUCCCUGUACAUUUAUUUUUUUGUAUAAGAUUUAAAUGUAUAAAACUAUGUAUGAUUGUCGAAUUAAAGUUAAGUCCUCCUUUGCCAAGGCUUGUAGCGCUGUUGGUUGAGUUAUGGGGAGGCGUUUUUCUCCUAAAUA
This is a messenger RNA of Oncorhynchus mykiss (rainbow trout), 3145 nucleotides long. Lineage: Eukaryota; Metazoa; Chordata; Actinopteri; Salmoniformes; Salmonidae. The record is from RefSeq and is a predicted model, not a curated record.